UUCCUCGGCAAGUCGGAAGAACUCUGACCACCCUGUGCCCCGUCUUGGCUUUUCCUUCCUCCUAUGUCCUUUCGGGGCCGUGAUCAUUCAUCCAUAAGGUACCGGUCAUGUCACCCUUGGUUGGUAUCCAAGGUACCUGUCUAAGACUGACUCCCUUUGCCGUCUUCGGUAACUCAUAUUUUCGAGACAUGGAUUGGGAGUACUUGGUGCGGUCUCGACGUCUACGAUGUUCAGGGCAGUCGCCUCUUGAACCUGUCAGCAUGAAAACGCCCACAGACGACGAACAGCCAUCUAGACCCAAGAGAGAAGCCGCUUCGGCUACCCCGUUCCGCGAUCGCCUCUUUGGCAAAGACAUCCAGAAUCAAGUCAAGCCAAAGGACAUACGACCCAGUGACCACACUUCCCCUCACCUACACCGAUUCCAGCCUUAUUCACGGCCAGUAUCACUUGGGCAUGAUCGGACCCGGGCUCGGGGAGAGCGUUUGCAUGCAUUGUCGCCGCUCGACUUCGCACCUGGUGAACCUCUGCGCAGAGAAGAUCCUGCCUUGUACCGUGCCGACCCGAUCUCAAUCCAGUCCUCUCACUUACCCCGGCAUUCUGGUUCUGUCUUUCCAUGGGAAUCUUCUCGAGUAGCAAACAGUCAGUUAGGCCCCGAAUCAGGGGCCAGCAGUGCAAGCGACCCACAGCCGUGGAAGGGCCUCCGCGAGGCAAUGGAGUUACCCUCUAAGAAGUUAGAACCUCGCCGUCCAGAUAAGUUGGAAGCACAGCUGCUGGCCCGAAUCAAGACUGCAUAUGUUGAGAAAGGCGAACAGCUGCACUCGCAAGUCUUUGACCUGCUCGAUGGUGCUCAUACCCUCCUCUGCGACAAGUUGUCUGCUAUAGUGACGGAGGAUAGGGGAGUCUUGGAAAGCGUGCAGAACCUGAGCGCCAACUUCGACAAACCACUGUCAGAAAGCUACACGUACAAAAAGUCCGACAGCGAACCACGAGAAAAACAGAUGGUAGGAACUGCCGCAGAGAGACUCAGAAAGGAAGCAGCCGAGACGGCGGAGUUUCUGCAACGGAAUCUGAAAGAGUUGGAUGCAGCCAAGACAGCAGAGAAUGAAGCGUUCAACAAGAUCCUGAUGGGGUCCGGGGAUCCAAAGCGCGAUGCGGCCUUUGACGAGAAGAUGGGAAGGUUGAAACAGGAGACCAUCAGGUCAAAGAAGGAGGCGCUUAGGAAGUUGGAAGAGAUCGAAGAGGAGCUCGAGGAGGAGAAGAGAGAGAUCCUGGAAGAACUUUGGCUUCAAAGCUGAUUUGUUGUGCCGGCCUCCGAAGGGAAGGUACAAGCAAGACAGCCUUUUGCGCAGGGCUUCCUACCUUAUGGAAUGCAUUCUGGAAUUGGCGUCACUAAUUUUACUUAUUCGGCGGUUUCAGGGGAUGGGAAGAUACUAUGCAUGGUUAGCUGUUUCACG
Sodiomyces alkalinus F11 is the source of this 1454-nucleotide messenger RNA. RefSeq lists its product as hypothetical. Lineage: Eukaryota; Fungi; Ascomycota; Sordariomycetes; Glomerellales; Plectosphaerellaceae. The transcript has 4 exons. Bases 108 to 1295 code for a protein of 395 amino acids. The record is from RefSeq and is a predicted model, not a curated record.